Messenger RNA from Pollicipes pollicipes, 4644 nucleotides. RefSeq lists its product as uncharacterized. Lineage: Eukaryota; Metazoa; Arthropoda; Thecostraca; Pollicipedomorpha; Pollicipedidae. Gene Ontology annotation, biological process: male meiosis I; meiotic cell cycle; mRNA stabilization. Gene Ontology annotation, cellular component: nucleus; cytoplasm. The record is from RefSeq and is a predicted model, not a curated record. The transcript is spliced from 10 exons. The coding region runs from base 1 to 1524 and encodes 507 amino acids.
AUGCAGCGCAUUCAAGAAAAGUCCUGGUGCUCGGGCUGGGAGCGUCUCAGCUCCGGCUCGUCGUCCGGCGGCGGCCCCUCCAUCGACGCCGACUUCCUCUCCACGCUCAGUACAAACGGCGAUGAACUCUCGGAGUUGGGCUUGGAAAACCUGAAUCAGCAGCUGGGGCUGUCUCGUGUGGACCUGGGCGGCGGCGGCGACGUGGGAGCGUUCGAAACCGACCCACUGGGCAUUCUGAACAACGUGAAGUCGUUCGCGCAGCCGGGCCUCGAGCAGCGUCCGCCGGUGUACCAGAACUACCUGCCAUCUGCGCGCCGCGAUCCUGGCCUGACCGCGCUCAUCUCCGGCAAGGACAGGGCCGGUAGCGUCAACGGCUUCAACAACGGCUCCUACAACUUGAUCGACAACUUUAGGCGCGAGCCUCAAGUGUCAACGGCGUACAUCCCCACGUGCUCGGGCACGAGCAGCACACUGUUGCCGGGCGUUACCGACAACGAGCUGCAGCUGGCCGCCCUGCUGGAGGCGUGCUCCACCGACCAGCUGAACCACAACUCCUUCUACGGCCUGUCGCCGCUGGAUGAGCGCCAGCCGCCGCCGCCGCCACCGCCACCACCGGCAGGGCCGACGCAGAAUGGCAAGUACAUGCCGGAAGCACUGCCCCCGCGCCGCUGCUCGACGGCCGACCUCGACCUGCGCCGACCCGGCUCCCGGGCCGGACCGGCGCCGUUCACCGGCCUGCAGGACCGCCCUCGGCCGUCCGCUCAUGACGACAUGUUCGGCGCGCUGUGCGGCCAGCCGGCGCCACUGCCUUGGUCACCCCAUGCACAGCCAGUCGAUCCCUCCCGCAGCCGCAGCGGCCCGUCCAACGAGCUGCACAUCCGCCUGGAGGAGUGCUACGACCAGUUCAAGCAGCUGGAGAAGGAGCGCAAGAAGAUGGAGGCGGAGCUUGCGCGCCAGUUCCCCGGCAAGAAGGUGUCGUCGGCCAACAACAUUCCGAUCCCGCGUCUGCCCACCAACCCGUCGCGCGUGGACCGGCUGAUCGUCGACCAUCGGCGCGAGCACGCCCGCGUGAUCACGCUGGUGGCCAAGACGGAGCGACUGCGCAACUGCCGCAUGCACCGCAACAUCCACACCACGCUGGAGCAGAUGCUGGAGGUGAUCAAGAAGGUGCAGGCCAGCCGCGGCGAGGAGAUCGUCAACGCGCAGAGUCGCGCGCGCGCUGGCAAUCCGUCCAGCACGCGCAUCCAGGAGGACAAGGACAUCCUGAAGCUGGCGGCGGCCAUCCAGGAGCUGACGCGCUGCUCGCGCCGCACGCGCACGGCCAUCUGGUGCGCGCUGGUGCUGACCACCCACUUCGCGCUGAACCCGGAGCUGGCAGCCGCCGAGGACGUGUCGGCCGAGGCCCUGCUGCUGCCGCCGCCACCGCCGCCACCGCCACCGCCGCCGCCGCCGUCGGCCGACCAGGAGGCGCCGGCCGCCAGCGCCGCCGCGGCGGCGGCCGACGAGCAUCAGCCGGCCAACUGAGCCGCCGCCGCCGGGCGACGCUGUAAAUUAUCUAACCUCAGCCUAUCUCAUCGUUGGACCAACGUAACUGCUAGCCCUUGUUCGUACGUGUGUGUGUGUGUGCGCGCGCGCGCGCGUGGGCGUGGGCGUGUGGCCGCCGUGAGUCGGCGUGGGGGCCCGGCGGGAGCGGGCUGGGUCCGCCCGGCAGGCGCGGGCGGCGGCGGCGCGUCCAGCCGCCGCCGCUCGGCCCGACUGCGCUCUCCGUCGUGAUUGAUGGCUGUUCUCUCCGAAGGCGCCCCGCUUCUGCGCGCCAGUCGGCCGCGUCCAAAUUGGCCAGUGGGACGGCGCCAGUGGUGCCGGCGAGCCGCGCCAGCUUCCUCUCAAUCUAUGCACCUCAGGUUCAUGCGUCGGUCCAAGCCUAGUGUUGGCCCCCUGUGUAUAGCCAGCGGCCGCACGCUCCGCGCUGAGGUAUUGUUUGAUACACUACGGAGCUUAGAACUUGUACUUACGCCUUUCAUGAUAGCUCAUGCCAAUUCGCCGUCUGACGCUGGUUGGGUAGAACUUCGCUCCUGUGACGCUAGCAUGGUUCAAGGGGAUUAGCGAGGCAAUCGGCUAGUGGCGCUUGACGCUCGCCUCCGAAGUGUAAAGUCCAAGGUAUGUAGUUGACGUUUCGCUGCCAAAGUUUGUGCAAUUAGUGACGUACCACCGGCUUUGGGCCUGUUAUGUCGGGGUGUCCUAACCUCGCCCUCAUCCUAUUCGUGUGAUAUAGAUUACCAUAAGUAACCUUGGAGAGUCAAGGGCGACGCAACUAGAUAUUAAAAACAGUCGGUAGAAGUUAUGUCCUAAUACUUGCCUUUCUGUAGCAUGUGCAAUUGAAUCUCUAGUGCCACCACCUCAGCCCAGCCUUGAACCCACCCUGUCGGUAGACGUGCUAGAGGCGUUUGGGGUCUGCCGCCCCAUGCGGGCCACGUACGCGGGACGGCCGCCGGGGCUGGGAGGUGGUGGGAUCGGCGGGCGGGAGGGCGUCUGCCCGGCCCGGCCCCGCCCCUCCCUGUCCGCCCACCACCACCGGGCACAAUUGUCAAAGACUCGCACUCAGGUUAUGUACGGCACGACGCCCCGGCGGCGCGGGGCCGGUGCCAGUGCGCGCGCGCGAGCCUGUUUUGUAUACAGAUUUGGUGUGUGGGGUACACGUACGCGGUAGGUAGCCGGCAGGGGUGUGUGGGGUUGGGCGGGUUUGCCCGCAGUCGGCUCCGAUAGCCCGGUAGUUGUGUAGCUAGAUUAUCGAUGGAGUUUCUCACGUGAGCUUAGUCAAAAUAGCCGGGGGAGCGCCGCGGCCCGCUGCCCCUUCAGCCUCGCAUGGGUGGACGGACGCGACCGCUGUGGUGCAGCGCACGCGGCGGCCAGGCGGUCGGUGUCCGCGCGUGUUGUGUGUUUGGCCCUGCCUUCUCCUGGCUGUGUCUCCACCGGAGACUGACUCGGCCCACGGUCGGGCCGCAGCAGCCGCCAGAGGGCGCUGGCUCGGCGGCGCGCCCGCACCGUCUGCGGACGCCGGGCGGGGCUUUGGUGCGACAUUUCCAGGGAUUCGGGCGGCUUUGUCCGGUUACUCAGCGGGCGAGUGGACCGCGCCGCGCUGCCGGCGGUCAGCGCAUGCUCGGCGGGGAAACAGGGCUGGUGACGGGCGCCGCCGGCCCGGCAGCUGGGUUGUGCCGUGCUGCUGUCGGAUGUUGACUGGACCGGGCACCGUGGUGGAAACAGGGUACGGCGGCCAUGGAGCUCGCGCGCAGCUCACACCGGAGGGUCCGCGGCUGGCAGAUCUACCUAUGACGCCGUCCUCGAGUGAUCUUAAGACAGCUCAAAUUUCAAAUGGUGACACGUUUUAGCCGGGCGCCAGGAGGCGCCCACCGGCACGCCCCGGAAUAUUGUACAUAUGUGAAUUGCUGCUGAGCGCUUCUUCUUUUUUCUACCAGUCAGCUUUAACGGUGCGUGGGUCUCCCGCCUGCGCCCGGGCGCGGCGCGGCGCGGCCGCCGCCACCGGCCGGCGCCUCGCCCGCCCGCCCGGGCGCACGUCCGUGGGUGUGCGUGUGUGUGUGCUGGUUUGUGAUAAAUUGCGGUGGACGCGACCCGGCUGCUGCGCCGGGCGCGGCAAAAUCGGCUACGUACAACAUAGUCACAGGACCGGCCGGCCGCGCGGCCUCCGUCUCACACGUGUUCGCGGUUCUCGGCUGCGCGCAAUAAGGAGCAUUAUUAGCGUUCGCCCCAGGUCGUCGUGCUCCCUGGUAGUGGUGCGCUCGGGUAGUCGUCCGCUGUUCUCAUAUCAUUUGCCUUUCCACUCGCUGGAGCUGUGACAUAGUCGUCGUAUACCCUGUAGUGCCGCGGGCGCGGCGGCCGCCGCCGCGCCGCCGCGCGCGCUGACGGCUGGUGCGCGCGCCCGCGCUGGUUGUGAAACGAUUGGAGAAAACGUAAUCUCUCUGCGCUGUGAGCUCUGGUAUGUUUUGACCGUGCGUGCCAUGGUGGCGCCGCGUCUGGUCGCCUGUCUAAUCGAGAUGCAAACCCGCUGGCCACCUGUCUGACCGAGGCAUAGCAGCAGGCACCGCCUUCGUAGUUGGUGUACGACCGCAAUCAAGUUCGCUUGGCCGCCGUGGUACUUUUAACAACGUUUACCAUAAUGUGGAAAUCAACGCAUAACGUUAAGUCAUAAUCGAGAGUGUGUGGAGCUUGUGCUGGCCAAUCGAUUUCGCAGUGUUGCUUUUUAGUUAUUCAUAUGCUGCGUCAAAUUAAUUUCCGUAGCAUGGUUGCCAACUUCAUUGGGUCCGAAAUUUCCGCGAUUGGAGCGGCGUGUUCGGUUCGUCUAUGAGUUGAGUGCUGCUCCGUUGGUGUUGUUGAUUUUCGGAUGGCUUUAGGCGGCGCCACGGGCCCGGAGGCAGCGCGGUCGCGUGGUGCCCGCCGCGCCGCGCGGCCGUCCGCGCGUUUUUCCGUUCCUCGGCGAGUGUUGUGUUCCGUGUUCAUCGGUCCUUCUCUGUCGUUCGGUCGGGGUCGGCGCUCCCCGCUAGAGUCGUUUUAGCCAUUUUGUAUGUACUGGCGGUUAGCUGUACUAAUUGCGCAAUGUUAAAGUUUUCUUUAAAUGUAAUAAACGAUAUA